Podarcis muralis (Common wall lizard) is the source of this 4577-nucleotide messenger RNA. The record is from RefSeq and is a predicted model, not a curated record. Lineage: Eukaryota; Metazoa; Chordata; Lepidosauria; Squamata; Lacertidae.
UGGGGGCGAAUGAGGAGGAGGGGCGGGAGGUUGUGCCAGAGCUCCGCCUCGGGACCCCUGGACUAAUUAGGCAGGAAGGAGUACCGCUGGUAAUUCAUAGAGUGCGUUCCUUGGCCCUGAGUUAGUGUUGUUAGCCCCGCCCCCUCCCUCUUGAGUCUGGGCACCCUUGUUUUGUAGAGGCAGCCCUGGCGGUGGUCGCGAAGCCAGAAGAUGAAGUGUGGGUUUUUCAGGGGAACAGGUUGCGGAGGAGAAAGCACCUCAAAUGAUGUGUUUGGAUGUGUGGGACUUGGGUUCAGACUCUCUGGCAGCCUUGGCUUCAUAUGUUUGUCCUGUAAUAGGGAAGAUGGAGGCUGGUGGAGGAGCUGGCUACAGCAAAGCCUUCAGACAGUCAAAGAUAAGUCCACAGAGGCCUUGGAGUUCAUGAAACGUGACCUGACCGAGUUCACGCAAGUGGUCCAGCAUGACACAGCCUGCACCAUUGCUGCCACUGCCAGUGUGGUCAAGGAGAAGCUGGCUACGGAAAGUUCCUCGGGUGCGACAGAGAAAGUGAGAAAAGGGCUCUCCAACUUCCUGGGUGUUAUCUCCGACACAUUUGCACCUUCACCAGAUAUGACCAUUGACUGUGACGUCAUAACCCUGAUGGCGACCCCUUCUGGAACAACAGAGUUAUACGACAGUGCCAAGGCUCGGCUGUACAGCCUUCAGUCUGACCCAGCCACCUAUUGCAAUGAACCUGAUGGACCCUCUCAGCUCUUUGAGGCCUGGCUAUUGCACUUCAACCUAGAGGAGAAGAAAGGGGAGAUCUCGGAGUUGCUGGUGAACAGCCCUUCCAUCCGCUCUCUCUACUCCAAGAUGGUGCCAGUGGCUGUGUCCCAUUCUGAAUUCUGGCAACGCUACUUCUACAAAGUCCAUCAGCUGGAGCAGGAGGAGGUCCGGAGAGAGGUUUUGAAGCAGCGGGCAGAACAAAGUGUUCAUUCAGAGGAGCCAGGCUGGGAAGAGGAAGAAGAGGAAUUCCUUGGGUCAUCCUCCUCCCAGUCUAACGUCUGCUCGCAAUCUCCCCAAGAGGUGAAGCCAGCUUCCCCCACCUCUGCAGCAGUGCUCACUCCGACCCUAGAGGCAUCGGUGGAAAGCUGGGCUAUGCUGAGCACUGCCCCGGCAGAGGUGACUCCAUCUGAAAGCAGCGAAAGCAUUUCUUUGGUGACUCAGGUUGCAAACCCUGCUGCUACUGCUGCUGCUGCUGCUGCACCUGCUGCUUCACCUGCUGUGCCCUUACAGACUGGAGCCCAGCUCUCUGGGGCAGGGGACAUCUCUCAGAGGCUGCAGGAAGCUACCGCAGAGGAGCAGACCUCACUCGCAAAGCCCGUGGAGCCUGCACAUCCUUCCCCAGCUGCUCCAGAGGCAAAGCCUUCCCCAGAGCAACCCAAGGAGCAAGUGGAGGCCAAGCCAGUGAGCAGGACAGAGACUCUGCGAGAGGACGGGCCGAUGGAUCUGCGACUCUUUGAACUCAACUCCGACAGUGGGAAAUCCACUCCUUCCAACAAUGGGAAGAAAGGCUCCAGCACAGAUAUUAGUGAGGAUUGGGAAAAGGACUUUGACCUGGACAUGACUGAAGAAGAGGUGCAGUUGGCCCUCUCCAAGGUGGACAUCUCUGGGGAGAUGGAAGAUGAAGAAUGGGAAGACUGGGAAUAACAUGGGGCCGUCACUUCUGUGGUGCAUCUUGGUAUCUUCCCCCACCCCCUUCCCCCCUCCGCACCAUCCAAUGUGAAUUAAACCACAGAGCAACCGGUUCCUUUUUCCUGUGUAAAUGUGUUCCGGGCUGGCUGCAUCUCAUCUCUGCUGAAAUCCUGUUGGGGACCUUGGACCAUAACCCACACUUGGAUCCUGGUGGUGGCUGGUAUCACGUGGGGCUGCCGAAGAGCCUCGGCAGAGGGAGUGGGGCACAGGGAUAGGUGCAUCUUCCCAGUAGGUCCUCUGGACUAUUGCUUCUCUCAGAGCUGUCUCAGUGUGGAUUUAUUUUCCUUUGGGGAGGGCACGGUUUGAGGUGGGUGUCAGUUGAUGGUGGUUUGGGGUGGGUGUGAGGUGAGUCUGACUGGGCUCUAGAAGAUAAUUAGGAUUAUUAUGCCUGUUCUUCACUAGGCCGGCCACUUCCUAGCUGUGCCUCCUUCUGUGUGAGUGUUUUCAUGAAACCCAAUAAGCUUUUAGAGAAGGAGAAGACAACCCCUCUAGCAUGGUGUCUGAUUGCUCCUACCCAUUUCCCUUAGCAUCUUGCACUGCCUGAUAGGAAGCCAGGACAUUGAAAAGCUGGGAGAGUCCUCUCAUCCCUACCUAUCCCUCCUGAACUGCUCCUUCUCUGCUUUUCUGGGACUUGAAGCACUUUUUAAAAAAUAAAAAUGAAAUCUUAAGCCGAAUCCUUGCUUAGCAGCACGUGACACUAGCGGGAGCAUCUGCUGCACAAGCUCCCCUGAAUUGAACGCAAGUGGAAGGAGAUGUUCCUGCUGGGUUGUGCUGCUGAGACCUUCUUUGAAAAGGGCUGGGUGUGAGUUUCUGUGGAGCUGCUGAAUGGUGCAAGUGCAGCUCCUCUGCUGGUGGCCUUGCUAUUAGGCAUCCCUGAGAAGCACUGACGGUCAGUGUUGAAGGACCAGCAUUUGCCAAAGCCUCAUGCCCCUCUUUCCCGCCCCCACUUGGGCUGAUGCAUUUGUCAAUCUCUGUCUAUGGCAGCCUUCGCCAACCUAGUGAAGGCUAGUAUGUAGCAAGCCUCUGGAAAAACCCCAUCCCUGGGGAGAGGUCUCUCCUGCCCCCCAACCUUGCCAAGAGCUACAACUGCCUACAAGGCUGUGUUCCUUCCUUGCCCGCAUCCCUCUGACCUUCUCUAGGCAUAUCUGUUUCCUUUUGGUGCGAUCCCUUUUCCUGAUAUGCUCCUUGCCACAACAUAGUUGAGUUGAAAGCGUAUGUAACUACUUGAGCAUCUCUGACCUCAGAACUGAUUAGCUCUGUUCAUGCUUUUCUAAAAUGGGUCCAAAAUGGAAAUGGGCUUCCUCUCCAUUAGGAAGUUCUCGUGCACAAACUCCGUUGAAACAAAUGGGAGUUGUGCAGAGGUUCAGCAUCUCUCUGGUGCAUACAGCUGUGACAGGAAAUGUGCUUAUGUUCCUCCCCAGUGAUGCAAUAUACCUGGGGGGGGGGUUCCUAGGCUGCUUUCAUACCAGAGCCCCUGUGGUUGAGCCUUCAGAAGCAUCUGAUAUUUGCCAGAGCCAUCCAAAGGCGACUCCCUUCCAGCCUUCUCACACUGCUGCUGCUCAUUCAUUCAUCUUCUCAACAGUGCUUGGCUUCUUAAGAGUACCAGACAGGAUUAAGAAAGUUCCUGCUACUUAUUUCUCUUUCCUGCUCCUAUUGGAAGCCAAACACUGCCAAAAGGAAAGUAAGCAACUGAGCACGCAGCAGUGCUGUGCGAGAGCUGGAAGGAGGCUCUCCAUGGGUCGCUUAGUAGCUGUCAGAAUUUAUAGCUGCUACAGUCACCUCUCCUAGAGGCUUCUGAUGGUGUGGAGACAUGUUUGCAGGCUCCUGUAUGAGCCAGCCCAUGUAAAUGAACCCCCAUUUGGGGGAAACUAGCAACAGAGUCAACCCUAAAAGCAGAUUAAGGAGAGUGAAGCACCCAAGUUUCUUGGUUGCUUUGUUCACAGUAUUUCUUGUUGUGUUUGUCCUCGGUCCACAUGAGCUGUUGCUUCUGAAAUGGGGAUCAGUGGUAGAGCACAUACAUUCAUGCUGCAUCCCUGUCUCAGUCCCUGCCAUCUCCCUUUGGAAAGAUCAUGUAGCAGCAGGAGGUGGGUUUGACCUUCUGCCUGAGUUGCUGGUAUAAGGCCACUUCUGUUCCUGUGAUCAAAAACAGGAUAGAUUUUGGGGGGGCAGGGUAGCAUGUGCCCCACUGCCCUUCUCCAGCAUAGUGCAAAAAUGAAUGUUCCCUGCAUUUGCAGGUACGAGCUCCACCACAGUCUUGAGGGGGCUGCUUUUGGAUGUGUCUUAAUCAUCCUUAUGAGGGCCUGGCUAAGCCACGGGACACGAAGAUAGUUUAGAAAAUGAGCUAUGUUCUAUAUCCCCUUGAAGACUGGAUCGCAUUGAGUUUAGCAGAGCAUAGGGGUGCCAGGAAUCAGUGGUGUGACAUCUGCCUAGAAGAGCCCAAACCCAAGUGUCCGAGAAGGAUGGUGGUUGUCAAGGGACAUCUGUGGCUCCUGGGUCAGCUUGCUUUUUUAGAUGUGUCUGUGUGAUGAUGGGGCAAAGCAUGGUAGUAUAGAGCCAGAUUCUGUUUCAAGGAGGUAGCCUGCCAAGGGGACGAGGCUCAUUCCCAAUUAGGGUUGGGGAAAAGCACUGAGGCUCUGAUUUCAUCAUAAUUCUCCAUAGUUGAUUUUCUUCUCUCUUGGUUGUGCAAUAUUCUCUCAUUUUUAAAUUAUACUGCAACUCCCUGGACUGUUUUCUAGCUGGGGUGAAGAAGUGACUCUAACAGCUGUUUAGUUUUGUAAUGAUGACUUUCUCCUGAACCUUUUACAGACUUGCCGUUAACAGCAAUUAAAAGAGUUCUACAGAAA